UUUUUCCUCCUCCUUCCUUAACUCUCACUUCUCACAAAACGAAAGUUCACAACUCGCUAGAAACAAAGAUGGACAGGACGCAUCUGCUGAGUGACCAGGAUGAAGCCCACCCUGGUCCAUCGUGUCCUGCUGGAUCUUAUGCAGAUCCAAACACAGUCCCAAAUGACGGGGCGACGGCUCCUCCUGCGGAUGCGAUGCCUGUCGUUCCUGGCUAUGAGAGUUUGGGACCUAAUGUUAUUCCCCCGUCAGAUUUUGGAGCGGCUCAACCACAAGCCCCGUCCAGAGCUCCGGAGAGACGCUUCGACAUUCCUGCCAUCACUGAAGAACUCGCUCAUGAGGCCUUCAUAAAAUAUGCCAGGCAGCAAUGGCGCAAAGUUACACAGGCUCUAAACCAGCAAAGAGAUGGUUACCGUCUGGAGACUUUUACUGAGUCCAGAACAACAGAAUGGGACAGUGAACCAUACAAUGGUGGUGGAUGGCUUCGGAGUGGCUCCUGCUCCGUGGAGCAUCCCCCACACACAUCCACUGUCAAAGGCUGUCAUUCAUGCCUGAAUCUGGGUAGAUCUGCUUGCAGUAGAUGUGUGAAUUCAGGCAGGACUCGCUGUGGAUCCUGCAGUGGCAUGGGUCGAACUUCCGCUGAUCAGCGCUGUAAUAUGUGUCAGGGCUCUGGCAUGAUUAGGUGUCAUUCCUGUGGAGGAGCCGGUUCAAUCACCUGCAAAACAUGCAAAGGGCAAGGAAAGCUCCUCUGCUUCAUCAGACUUAAAAUCACAUGGAAGAACAACAUUUAUGUGGCUGUUAUUGACAAGGGUUCGGGAUUCCCGGUUGAGCUUCUUGAUCAAAUUACCGGAGAGAAACUUCUUACUGAUAUGGCUCCAGUGGUUUAUCCAGUUGUCACUUUCCCAGACAGCUCUGUAAACGCAACGUCUGAAAGUGCCGUGAAGGAACACCUGGCUCAGUUCGCCACCACGUGCCGUAUUCUGCAACAGAGGCAGACCAUUGAGCUGAUUCCCAUCACGCGAGUGCAUUACGCCUGGAAUGAGAAAACCCACAUUUAUUUUGUAUAUGGAACCGAACACAAAGUCUACACCAAGGAUUACCCUGCCAAAUGCUGCUGUUGCUCCAUUCUUUAGACUGCUGUGUAAUGCCUGUGCUGCCACUGCUGUCCGUUAGACCUGUUAAAGAGUUAUAUCAUCUUCAUAUUAUUGGUUAAACAUCUUUGGCAUUAUUACAAAGAAACUAUAAGAAAAUUGAAAAAAGAUGGAACGUAGAAUAUCUAGAUGUACUAGUUAGAGCAUAUAGAGCAUCUGCAUUAUACUUUAUCUGUAUUUCCCAAAAUCAAACGAAAAAAAAAAAAUUACUGUAAACUUUCAGAAUGUUUUAUUUUGAGUUUGUAAUAUUUAAAAGUACAGAAGCUUGUUUCCACCACGGGAUAAAAAAAUAUUCACUUUUUUGAAUUUGGAAAACUUUUUCUCGCAAAUUUAUAUUUUUAUUGUUUAUAUCUCACAGUUCUGUCCUUUUUCUCGCAAUUCU
Messenger RNA from Cyprinus carpio (common carp), 1530 nucleotides. RefSeq names its product protein SSUH2 homolog (gene ssuh2.2). Bases 69 to 1130 code for a protein of 353 amino acids. The transcript has 13 exons. Lineage: Eukaryota; Metazoa; Chordata; Actinopteri; Cypriniformes; Cyprinidae. The record is from RefSeq and is a predicted model, not a curated record.